AUGUACAAUACACCAGACUCAACAAUGAAUGGGCAUGAGGAGUUAAUAGAGAUGCCUCAGUCGCGCGGAAAAAUCGAGAUCGAUGUCGAAAACGAACAACGCGAUUCGCUCGAGGACCAAAGGCGAUCACCAUCAAACCACGCCUUCCUUUCUCGGGCAAUGACAAAAAUCAAUCUUACAAGUAUACACUUAUUGAAGCUCCUCCCAAGUCCCAUCCUCAACCUUCUCUAUCCACCUCCCUACGACAAGCGAAAUACCGAACCAAGAUCGACAGCAUGGCUCGAUGGCAUCCGCGGCUGUGCAGCCCUAAUCGUCUUCUUCAUGCACUUGAGCCUCUCAGUGCAAGACUCGCACGCUAUGCUCAGAGCAUACGGCUCACCCGGUGCCACAUCCCUAUGGCAAUUGCCCAUCAUUCGCUUACUCUAUGACGGAAGCCCAAUGGUGCCCAUUUUCUAUGUCACUUCCGGCUGCGCGUUAUCACUCAAGCCACUGUCACUCAUUCACAAAAAUGAAUGGGCGGACUUUAGCACGACAGUCUCAAGCGCAACGUUUCGAAGGGGAUUUCGGCUUUUCCUCCCAAGUGCUAUAGUCUCCUUUCUCGCUAUGCUCUUCACACAACUGGGCAUCUACAACCAUCCAUACCAGUUCAUGGAAGGCAACGCGAUUAUAAUUGACCGUCCUCAUCGACUUCCAAAUAUUGCAGCACAAUAUGUGGAUUGGCUGAACUGGAUGGCGACUCAGUUAUUCUACUCCGAAGAUCUAUUCCAGCCACUGUCGGGGACAACGAUAUCGAACUACGGUUUUCAGUUAUGGACUAUAUCAACAGAGUUUUAUGCAUCUAUAGCCUUGUUUAUUGCUUUGGUUGGUCUUUCGCGAUUAGCAGUCUCGAUACGACAGGUCUUAGUCUUUUGUCUAUGUGCCUUUUCCUUUUAUAUCGAUCGAUGGGAAAUCGCCUGCUUUAUGGCUGGUAUGAGUAUUACUGAGCUUUCGAUACAGGCGAAAGAUGGUCAUGAGUCCGUCAGCCUUCCCUUAUUCGCCCGUGGGAAGUCUGUGUCUACAUGGAUCUUAAGAUCCCGACAAUACAUGUUCGCACUUCUUUUCGUUGCAGGUCUCUUCAUCGCAUCAUAUCCAUACAAGGAAGCUUCGAAUAACUUCAUCUAUCGGCCUUUCUCAGCUGUCAUUGACAAUGCCCGAUUCUGGGAAUCAAUGGGUGCCGUAUGCAUCCUCGUCUCAGCGUCUCAACUCAGAUUAUUGCAAAGACUACUCACCUCCAUAAUUCCCAGAUAUCUAGGGAGGAUAAGCUAUGGUGUAUACCUCACCCAUGUGAUCUUCUUGAAUGCUCUUGGUUGGAGGAUAGUUCCAUGGAUUUGGGAGAUCACUGGUAAUGAAGGAUGGUCAAAUCGUCAAGGAGGCUUUGCUGUUGGGCUCAUCAUUUGUUUGAUUCUGUUGGUCUGGAUUGCAGAUAUCUGGACGAGAGCAGUAGAUGAGCCUUGUGUUAGACUUGCGAAGAGAAUAGAGCGAUGGGCAACUUCCAAGGGACGUCAUUAG
Talaromyces marneffei is the source of this 1548-nucleotide messenger RNA. RefSeq lists its product as uncharacterized. The transcript has a single exon. The coding region runs from base 1 to 1548 and encodes 515 amino acids. Gene Ontology annotation, cellular component: membrane. The record is from RefSeq and is a predicted model, not a curated record. Gene Ontology annotation, molecular function: acyltransferase activity, transferring groups other than amino-acyl groups. Gene Ontology annotation, biological process: polysaccharide biosynthetic process. NCBI's taxonomy places the organism in Eukaryota, Fungi, Ascomycota, Eurotiomycetes, Eurotiales, Trichocomaceae.